AUGGCGGCUGAGUCUUUGCUACCUCCGUCUUCUCCGUCGCCAUCUACUCCGGUUCACAGCCCUUCGUCUGUCUCCUCGCUGGUAAGAGCGCACGCAUCAGCUGCCUCCUUGAUUCAGUCGUCCUCUGUCGCUGUGAGCGAAGGCACCCCGCGGAAGUUUGAGAUCGUCCCACAGAAGGACGUCCAGCCCUCGGGAGCUGCAGCCGAUGCAGAAGGUCUGAUGGCCUUUGAGAUGAACGCCCGUCCCCUGUCACUCUCUCCCGUCCACCUGCUGCCGCGUCGGGCUUCCCAGCGCAGCGCGUCUCGUGGGUGCCGGGAAGAAGCGGAGAUCCACUCUUCAGCUGCGGAGCUGGCUGAGGAAGGCGAAGAGGACCUCGGCAAUGUCCCUACACAGUUAGUCUCGUUCCACACGCCGUCUCGGCCACCUAGGUGCAGUCGCCACGGCGCGCCGCAGGACGACACCCCAGACACGCGGCUCGGCUGUACGGACAGCAGCCGCGAAGGCACGCCGAUCCUGACCCGCGGCCGCAGCGUGACGGAAGAAGGCGGCGAAGACGGUUUCUUCGCAAGCUUUGCGACCCAGAGCCAAGGCCGAACUCGCGAGGACCAGCGUGCAUAUGCGGCGGCGAGUUCCUCAGCGGCGCAGGAGGUCGGGCGCCCUCCUCAGAAGGCGGGAGACGGCGUCGCUUCGAAAGAGGAAGGAGGCGAGCUGGGGGGAGACUGCGCAGCAGCACGAACCAUCGGUGAACUCAGGCCUCAACACGCAGGUCCGCGGCUUUUCUCCAUCGCACCAUACGCUGCUGAUGGCGAGGCGGAUGCGACGACGCCGGCAGGCGAGGACGGUGUGUCUGGGGGACGUAGAACAGCCGAGGCCGUGGCGGGCCGCAGUCGCGGCGGCGGGAGACUUGCUCGCGAUAAAGGCAAACCGGUGACUGAGCAGGGCCCGCCACCUCCUUGCAGCACGCUGGAGCCUGAGAGAGACCUUGGGAGCGUUCCCAGCGCGGCGGAUCACUCAUUCCGCUCGCUCAGGGGUCGCAGACGUGGUCCGGUCCCCGGGCUCGAGGAGGCGAACGAGGGAGGGCGGAAGGCUGCGCGCGACGCGCGGCUCUCUGCCGCAGCUUCAUACGCCGACACGCCGGGUUCGAGUAGUGCAACAGAUACGGGAAGGAGCCCAGAGCGGCCUCACCUGGCGCACGAAGUCGCGAAAGGCUGCUGGGCGAGGAGACAGAGACGAGAGGCAGAGCGGAGCGGAGAACCGACGGGCGGCAGCCGCGGGUACUGCAGAAGCGAGAGCGGGCAACGGGCCGACGGCAGCCAGGGCGUAGGCGCAGAGUCCGCGGCGCAAUCUGGCGCAGGCGACAGAGGCGGGGCGAUGGGCGCGCAUGUCUGCUGCCAGCAGGGGGAGGGGACCAGUGACGAGGUGGAUGCCUCGGGGGAUGAGGACUUUCGCCUCCUUCAGCGCGCCGCAUCCUCGCUCCAGGAGGGCUGGAAGGUUUUCUCUCACCUGCUGCGCCGCCAGCAAGCGUUGUCGCGUCGCCUCCGCCAGACUCGGCGACUGCAACUCGUUCAACAGAAGGAACUCGCAGGUCUCCGCGAGGCUCACGAGCGCCUUCUCUCUGUCCUGUCGAGGAGCCACGCCAGCACCGGCUCAGAGCCUCCGCCGAGUCCCCCCCCGGGCGCUGAGGCCCGGUCUUUGCGUCCCUACGCGUCUUGUUGCAAAUAUCCAGUCACGCUUGCAGGCGGCGACUCUCAGGCCGCGCCAGGAGACAGGUGUCAAGCGUGCUUUUCUGAUUCUCACAAUCCUUCUUCCUCGUCGCUCUCCACGUGUGUCUCGUGCUCCGCAGGCAGCAUGGGGUUGGCUGCGUCGUCUUCGUGCCCGCGUGAAGCGUGGUCGUCGUCGUGUGCGUGUCUGCCUUCGUCUUCUCCGUCUCCUUCCUCUUCCCAGUCUCUCGCCACAGCGCCAUGCGGCCCGUGCCUCUCCUUCGCGGCCUUCCGGUCUUCCUCGACUUCCGCGAGCGCCUCUUCUGCGUCGGCUGGCUUCCCUCCUGCGCGCGCGCGCUCGGUUGGCGCUCUCAGCGGAGCCGCCGCGUCAGCCCGGCGGGGGCGCGACUGCCAAGCGGCUUUCGGUGGCGGGAGGGGGCGAGGGGACACAAGGCCGUCAGCGGAAGACGAGGCGAAUAAAGAGAACGUGGAUUCUCAAACGAGCGAAGAAGCCGCGCAGAGCCACGUGUCUUCAGAACUCCGAGCCGCGACGAUGGAGUCUUCGGCGCAAGGUUGUCUGGAGAAGAGAAAGCCAGACGUUCAAUCUCCAGUCGGCUCCUCCUGCCUCCCGCCCUCGCUGCACACGGGCCUGCAGUGUGUUUCCGGCCGUGCACCUUUUUCUUCUCCCCCCAGUUCACUUCCCGCUUCGGCUGCUGCCUCUGCCUCGCUGGGCGACUCUGGUGGCAGGCUUUCAGACGCGCACCCCUGCCAGGCGAAGGACGGUGAAGAAGGAGAGAGGCUCGCGGAGCCUGUGCGGUCUCUUUUUUUCCAGGCCGAAGCGAGAGCCGCGGGUGUCGAGACGGAAGCCGUGGAGGGGACGGAAGAAGCUCGCCAACUGGGUGAGGACGGAGAAAACAGCCGUCUGGGCUCGGCCGCGCGCUCUGCCGGUCGUCGAGCCGGCGCGAAGAGGUCGCAGGGAGACCUCUCGCGCGCGGAAGCAGCGAGCGGGCGCGAGUGGAAGCGCCUCAAGCCCUCAAGGCCCCCGCGAGGAGGCGGCACAGGGGAAGACUCAUCACUCCAAGAGCAAACGGCAGACGCUGUGCGGAUUUCUUCUAGCGACAGCGGCCGAAGUUCCGCGGAUGCAGCCGAGAAGGCGCAGAGCUGGCCUCGCGCCCUCGCACAGAGAAACGCGCAGCCCGCGCGAACGGCGAGUUCGCACGGCCUCGAGUGCGCGCCUCCAGUGAAAGUUCGCACACGUCGCCGGCAGCUGCGUCGAAUACAGGCGAAGCACCAGCUUGUCCGCGCUUCGGAGUCGGAGUUCAAAGAAGCCCACCCCCGGCGAGCCGCAAGCCGAGCAGCGCCCUUAGCGGUCUGCGGCGGCAGCGAUGAGGGGAUUCUUCGUCUCCCGGGAGCGGCGCUCGCCUGUGCAUCCGCGGCGAAAAAGUCAGGCGCGCCGGAGGCGGAGGAAGGCCGAAGCGAGCCUCGCGAAGCGCAGUCUGAACACGAGAGGCGCGAGGCCGCGAGUGCAUCAGGGGAGGUAAGCGCGGAGCUGCCCUGCCUGCCGGGAGACGAGCGGAAAGACGGCGACCGAUGCGCGAGUAGGCCCGCGGAGGACGCCGUCUUUCUGCAGAGACCUGCGCUCCGCGGCAUGAAGAGAGAUCGGCCUGCGGAGGGCGAGGAGGACGGACGCGAGGACAAGCGGCCUGAAGACUCUGCAAGAGGGGAGACGCGCGGCGAGAGAAGAAAAGAAGAAGCGAGCGACGAGCGGGCACAGCGAGAAGGCGCAGCCGCUGCCGCCGCCGUGAAAUCGCCACAGGCAGACGCGGCGUCCUGUGGGGGGGGAAGGGAAGGCAGGCAAGCGGACACAGACGACAUGCUGUUCGCAGAGCGUCCCCGGUGCUGGCCGAACGAGACAGCAGCGGACUCACCGGGUGGAACAAGUAGCCUAAACGCCGAGGGAGGGAAGCCUGCGGCACGUUCGCAGCUCCGGGGGCGAAAAGGGCAUCACACUGCGCGCCCGUCUCACCGCUGGGGAGAGACGGCGGCCUGCGCCGGCGAGAAGGGCCGCACAGUGCGGAGCUCGGCUCUUGUGUCUCUGCAGAGGCGCCAGGAGAGGUGGGAAGCCCUGCCGAAGGUGCGCUUAGUCGCGCCGCAGCGGAGCCUCCGCCAGCAGAUGCCGGCGGCUGACUGCUCGCAGUGCGACAGGUUUUAUUCUCUUCUUCAGUCUGAGAUGGCCUGCGCACAUCCAGUCUGCGCAGGCGGAGGGAGUGCGGGCGGCGUAGAAGGAGAAGCAGACCGCGCGCGGCGAGGCGGCAGCGACAAAGGCGAGGUAGAGUGCCGCAGCGAGAGGGAAGGCGAGCGGGAGGUCGGGGUACGCUUCCGUGUCGCCGCAGAUGAAACGCGUGGCUUCUCACCGCGCGGGAGCAGAGUUUGCAGGCCACGCGCCGAGAGGGAGUUCGAGGCCGGUCAGCGAAGGAGAGCUAGCGAGGAAGCACCGGGAGACAGGAAGGCGGCGACACGCGCGAGAGUCGCCACAGAAGGCGCGGGAGAACCGGAGAAGGGGAGAGACAGACAGACGGGAGAGAAGAAACGAGGCUUGCGAGCCGAAGGGAGCAGACGGAGACGGUGGCAAGCCUGCGCAGGCACCCAUCUCGACUUCAACCUGCUUCACGCAUCGAAGCACCGCUACUGCGCACCUCCUCCCAGCACGCCCCAGGGUUUCUGGGACUUCAACUCGUUCUGCUCCCCGGUCAGAAGGGGCUCCAACAGCGAAAUUCAUGAGGCGUGA
Molecule: messenger RNA, 4488 nt
Organism: Besnoitia besnoiti
Lineage: Eukaryota; Apicomplexa; Conoidasida; Eucoccidiorida; Sarcocystidae
Exons: 1
Coding region: 1-4488 (1495 amino acids)
Source: RefSeq, a predicted model, not a curated record